GAGGUGAGGGUGGGGGUCAGGGUGGAGGUCAGGGUGGAGGUCAGGGUGGAGGUCAGGGUGGGCUGGAGUUUCUAGAAGAGAACGGGAACCUCUGGUCCCAGCGGCAGGUUGAAGCCUGUGGCUACUUCCCCCAAACAGACGGUCUGAUCAACACUUCCUGACCAGCGUAACCGAUGGCGAUGGGUCUAGCUCUGUGGAAGUCUGUCCGGAAGAAACACUGUGUGUUUUCAUAUUCACGUCAAGAGUUCAAAUCCAAACCACUGAAUGUAUUUGUGGGUUUUACUGAAAGGAAGAACAGGCAUGAAUGAAUAAGUGGGUCAGUGAGAGUGAUAUUGUCGAGUGAUACUGUUGUGCCCCAUCUGUGCUGUGAGGCGUGUGCAAGUACGGUAAACAGAAAGUGUCUCGGGAGUCAGGUGGCUGAGUGGUUAGGGAAUUGGGCUAGUAAUCUGAAGGUUGCCAGUUCGAUUCCCGGCCGUGCAAAGUGACGUUGUGUCCUUGGGCAAGGCACUUCACCCUACUUGCCUCGGGGGGAAUGUCCCUGUACUUACUGUAAGUCGCUCUGGAUAAGAGCGUCUGCUAAAUGACUAAAUGUAAAUGUCUCAGUAGUGAACCAAGAUUGAGGCUCCUCUGUUCUGCUGGGAGCCAAGACAGGCAUGCCUGCUGUGAGAAGCCUUUGUUGACACUGAGAGAAGCUUCUCACUUCCUCUUUAAAACGUUAGGGGUCUGACAUCUUGGUUCAGACGUCUGCUGAUUUGGACAGGAGCACAAACGACUGCUGUGGGCUGUGUUUAAAACACUGUUUAGAAGGCUUUAGGUGUCAUCCUAAACUGUUAAAAGGACUUGAUGUGUAAAAUUCAUAACCAGCAAGGUGGCAGGACUGAGGGGAAGCACCCGCUGUUUCCUCCUUACGUGGGACGUGAGUGUGUGUGUGUGUGUGUGUGUGUGUGUGUGUGUGUGGGGGAGGUUAUGUGUGUGUGUGUGGGGGGGAAGGUGUGUGUGUAGCCUUUGUAUGUAUGUGUGUUCAGUUAAAUGAUUAAACUGUCGUAGCCUCAGUUUCCAUGUACAGUUGGUAUUACUCGAAAUUCGAAACUUUCUGAAACUUGUUUUAGGCCAUGCCUACGCUUAGUAAUCACAACAACCGAACUAACCUUGAUUGGUGUUUUCAUCACACUUAUUAAUGGUUACAGGUAGCAGAGAUGGCAAGGAUACACAAAUAUUUCACUCAAGUAGAAGUAAAUUACUGAUACCAAAAAAUCUUCUUAAUAAGUACAGUGAUAAAAUAUUUGUACUUCAUUACUUCCCAUCUCUGCAACAGUGUAACAAGUGUAAUGACAGUAUAAAAACAGCAACAGUGUAAUAACAACAUAAUAAACGUGUAAUAACUGAGUAAAAACAAGUGUCAAGGGUGUAUUAACAUAAUAACGGUGUAACAACAGUGUAACAAUAGAACAGUGUAAUGAGUGUAAAAACAGUGUAACAGUGUAAUAACAUAAUAAACGUGUAAUGCCAGAGUAAAAAACUGUAAACGGUGUAAUAACAAUGUACAAACAGUGUAAAAACAUAACAGUAGGCCCAGAACUACAGUGUAAUAAUGUAAAAAUUAGUGUAAUUAGUGUAAUAACAUAAUAACAAUGUAACUGUAGAAACAGCUGAUUACACUUUUUCACUCAAAGUAAAGAAAUGUGGGCUCUUACAUAUACUUAAAUAAAAAGUAACCAUUACUACUACCUGUUUUAGUGUCACUGGAUUUGGUCACAAAUGUCAUCUUGCACAUAGUGCACUCCUCCAGUCGAAACCAUGCGGGUGCGAGCUGUCACCUCAGCCACACACGCGAGCUGAGCGGUGCUGGGCGGACUUCAAGAGAAACGGACAGCGAUGUGGAAACGGAAGGUUUUAAUGUGAUAUUUUUAAGCCUGUCCAAUGUUAUCGUGGUGACGAUAAGCGAAAACUAUGGCGCGAUAAUUGCAUGAGAGCCUGAGUGCUCCAGGGUGCCCACCAGAGCUGAAAUGUGUCGCCUGACCUGGGCACGGUUAUUACCCGUUCUCCUGAUGUUGGGGGUUCAUUUUGGAGUCUGUUUAGGCAGGAAGCCGUGCGUGGCGUUCUCCAGCGCCCCCACCACGCUGCCUCGGGGGUCCAGCUUCCAGGUGUUCUGCACCUUUCCUCCGGGCUGCAGCCCCAUGAGGAUGCAGGACCAGGCCCCGGCGCAGCACAACGCCACUACCCUGGUCCUGAACGUGACGAGGAUCCAGAGGGACAGCAUCUACAGCUGCCGCUGUGGGAACAUGCUGGAGCCCUGCGGCCUGGACGUGUACACCGGGUACCCACCAGCCGUUCCUGAGGAGCUGAGCUGCUUCCAGGACGGGCCUGGAGGAGAGGUGUGGUGUUCCUGGAAGAGAGGAAGAGAAACGCAUCUCCUGACCAACUGGAUGCUGUGGGUGAGGCGUGGAUCUGGCGUCCCCGUGGUAUCCUACCGAGGCAAUGGGUCUGGUUCUGCCUGGGUCCCUGAGCCUGGCCCGGACAGCUCUGUGUUCUCAGUGUGGGUCAACGCCUCCAACAAGCUGGGAUCCAACCUGUCCACAACCCUCAACUUCACCUUGAGGGACAUCGUGAGACCCCGCCCCCCUGUCCUCAGCGCUGCAGACUGCUCCUCCAGAAGCUGUGUGCUGAGGCUGGAGGGCUCGCGGGCAGAGAUGCAGGCUCAGUACCGAACAGCAGGCCAGCGCUGGACCCCCUGCCCCCUCUCUGGAAGGGUUCCCCAGGGAAAGGGGUGUACUAGACCACAGCCCUGCACCUCUCUGCAGCCCUACAGGUUGGAUGACCUGCAGCCCUACCAACGUUAUGACUUCCGGGUCAGAAUCAGGUUCAGGACUGUCUUCUGGAGUGAGUGGAGCGAUCCGAUCUCCAACACCACAGAUGAUGACGUUCCUGUCAAAGCUGUGGAUGCGUGGUACACACUGGACGACCAGUCCCUCCAUAUACACUGGAAGAGGCUGAGUGACCAGGAAGCCAGUGGGAGGGUCCUGUUCUACGAGGUCAUAGUUCGCGACCAGAAGUUUUCUACCAACCCUUCCACCAAUCAUCUGUCAGUCCAGCGGAACUGCUUCCUUUCUGCCUGUGAGGUGACGGUCGUUGCUGGGAAUUCCAGGGGGCGUUCCCCACCUGCUUCCCUCUCCAUCAGAACUGCUGCAGCCCCGCCCCCUCAGGAUGUGUCGUGGCGGGUGGUGAGCAACUCCAGCGUCGCCCUCUUCUGGCGGAGGCCUGGCGGUGCAGGGGAGGUGCAGGGUUACCUGGUGGAGUGGUACCCUGCAGGAAGGAGGACCACGGAUCUCAACUGGGUCAGACUGACCCCUGAACACAACCACACCACACUCACAGACAUCCGCCCGUACGGGUGCUACUCAGGAGCGGUGCUUGUGGAGUACGCAGGGUCGCCGGGCAAGGCAGGGUCGCUGGGCAGGGCGGGAUUUGAAGCUGUCCACACCUGGGAGAAAGUGCCGACAGCAGGCCCCAGUUUCAGAGAGCGUGUGGAGAGUGCCAAGGUGACCCUGAGUUUCCUGGGGAUGCCUGACGGGCACAGUCAGGGGUGUGUCCUCCACUACAACGCCUGCGUGUCUCCAUCCAGAGAGAAACAGAAGAUUGUUUGCAGUGUUAUCCCGGCGUGGAAGCAGCAGCACAGCCUGGACCUGCCCCCUGGACACACACUCUGGCUGACCGCCAGCACGGCCGCGGGGGAGGGGCCUCGGAGCAAGCCCAUCAUCAACAGGCAGCACGAGAACCAGAACCCGUCUCCAGGGACCAUCGUGCUGCUGGUCUGUCUCAUCACCGCGGUCGUCAUGGUGAUGAUGUGUCUGUGGCACUGCUCGGCUGUUCAGCAGAGGGUGUAUCUCCUCUUCAACUGCCUCAUGUUAGAUAUUGUUCCAGAUCCCGCUAACAGCAAAUGGGCAAAGGAGUGUGCCAAAAAGAAGGGGGAGCUGUUUGUGCAGGUGCCCCUGAGAGACUCCGACCUGAGCCAGGAGCCGGCCAGCGUGGAGGUUCAGCUGCCGGAGGACUGGGGAGGAGGGAGCUCUGACCCGGGCACCAUCACCUCCGCCCCUCCGGGAGACAACACCUCCGAGCUCCCACCCCAGACGGCCCACCACCAGACCUCCUACCUCAAGAGCUUCUCCCAGCAGUCGGACGCCUCGGACCAGACGCAGGCGUCUCAGGACACGGCCGUGGUGUACGUCUCCGGCCUCGGGAACGAGGAGGAGGAGGAAGAGGAGGAAGAGGAGGAAGCGUUCUUCCCCUCCGCGCUCAGCUCCUUCAUGGGAAUCUCGAUGGGGGGGAAACUGACCCUGGACGCCGUGAGGAUCGACUGCAGCGACUUCCUGGAGUGACGAGCUCUCUCACACAGCAUUCAUGUAGCAGGUGCUUGUACCCAGACGUACGCGGGGAGAUUCGAACCUGCAACCUCUUCGGUCUGAUGACUAAAAGCUCUAAACGCUGAGCUACACCCGAAUCCUCUGCUGACAUUACCUCAAGACACACAGACCUCCCCGCGCGGACACCAGGCGCCCAUGAAGACCACGGCAAAGAAGGACUACCAUGCACAAAUGAAUCGACCGUCUUUAUUUACCGACAGAGGUCUAGAAUAGCAGGACUGGAAUUCACACACUUGUAGAACCUGUGACUGCUCCACACAUUGGAUCAGGUAUUAGUUUCAGAGUGACUAUGCUGUGGUGUCCCUGUGGGAGGGGGAGGUUAUUAGUCUCAGUACAUGGGUGGAGUAACGAGUAAAGUCUGGUGGGGGGGGCUCCAAAGAACUGGGGGGUGAAGGGUGCCAUGGUUACUAUUACUGUACAGCGCCAGUUAAAGAGCUGUGUUUGUAAAGAGCUGUGUUUGGAUUAGAAAGACAGGAUUUGUCCGUAAUCGCAGUCGCAGUCAUGUGGACACGCCCCCUCUCCCCUCAAACCCUCCAGUCCUUGGAAAGCCUCGUUCAGCUAACAGAACUGAAGCUGUAACAGAAGUGCAAUCGCUGGAUUAUAGCUUUAAACCCACCUGCACCCUCCCACAGAUCCCUCACCAAGGGAAGAGUUUACCAGGCCUAGAUUAAGAGGUAUAGACCACACUUAAAAAAAGAAAACCCAUAUCUAAAUUCCUUAACCUGAACUAAAGCAGUAACAUAUUCAGAAACCCCCAGGUCUUGAGCUGUGCAGCGCCUGGUUACAGCGCCUGGUUACAGCAUCGGAUCUCUGAGCAAGCCAAGGGGACACCACAAGCUAAAGAAUACUUUUCUCAUACUUAUAUUUGGAAAUGCAUAUUUUCAAGCAGCAAUACAAAAAAGUAUUCAUGAAG
Messenger RNA from Osmerus eperlanus (European smelt), 5334 nucleotides. RefSeq names its product interleukin 12 receptor, beta 2a (gene il12rb2). Bases 2007 to 4376 code for a protein of 789 amino acids. The transcript is spliced from 16 exons. NCBI's taxonomy places the organism in Eukaryota, Metazoa, Chordata, Actinopteri, Osmeriformes, Osmeridae. Gene Ontology annotation, cellular component: membrane. Gene Ontology annotation, molecular function: protein binding; cytokine receptor activity. The record is from RefSeq and is a predicted model, not a curated record.